Saxophila tyrrhenica is the source of this 747-nucleotide messenger RNA. RefSeq lists its product as uncharacterized. Bases 1 to 747 code for a protein of 248 amino acids. The record is from RefSeq and is a predicted model, not a curated record. NCBI's taxonomy places the organism in Eukaryota, Fungi, Ascomycota, Dothideomycetes, Mycosphaerellales, Extremaceae. The transcript is spliced from 3 exons.
AUGCCAGGACGUCUCGAAGGUAAAGUUGCGAUUGUGACGGGCGGAGGAGGUGGCUUCGGCAAGGGCAUUGCAGCGAAGUUCGUGGAAGAGGGCGCGAAGGUGAUCAUUGCGGACUUUGUCGAAGACGUCGGCCAGAAGACAGCGAGCGAGCUCAAGUGCGAGUUCGUACGCUGCGACGUCACCAAACGUGAGGACUGGCAGAACAUUCUCAAGGUCGCCGACGAGAAGUUUGGCGGGCUUGAUUGUGUGGUCAACAACGCUGGGACAACGUACAGGAAUAAGCCCACGGGAGAUGUUACGGACGAGGACUUCGACAAGACCUUCGCUGUGAACGUCAAGUCUCUCUUCUAUUCGGCGCAUACGAUCGUUCCGUACCUACAAAAGAAGGGCAAGGGCGGCUCCUUCGUGACUAUUGCAUCGACGGCUGGUAUUCGUCCUCGUGGCGGCUUGACAUGGUACAACGCUUCCAAGGCAGCCGCGAUCAAUGGCACCAAGUCUAUGGCUGUUGAGUAUGCGAAGGACAACAUCCGAUUCAAUAACAUCUGCCCUGUAGUUGGGCUAGGAACUGGCUUGACCGAUCUCUUCUUGGGCAAGCCUGAAAACGAGAAGACCUUUAUGGCUACCGUCCCGAUGGGUCGUGGAUCUUCACCUAGAGACGUCGCAAACUCUGCUGCCUUCCUUUGCAGCGACGAGGCAGACUUCCUUACCGGUAUUGAUGUGCCGGUAGACGGUGGACGCUGCGUUUAA